UGCAGCUAUGGGUAUGGCAAUCAAGGAAAUCAGAACUUUGGACAACCGCCACAGGGUUACCCUGGCUACGAGCAGAGUGGGGAGAGUUCCUCAUAUGGGCAAGGGUACGGAAGCUAUCAAGGCAACUACGGACAAACUCAGACAGGUUAUGGGCAAAGUGGCCAGCAAGGUUAUGGCGGUUAUGAAAAUCAGAACCAGAGCUCCUACGGCCAAGAGUCCUACGGCAGUCAGGGGCAACAGAAAGAUUCAUCAGGAGGCGGGAGGCCUUCGUACGACCAGAAGCCCAGCUACGGGCAACAACCAGGUUCAUACGGGCAACAACAAAGUUCGUAUGACCAGCCUUCAGGUUUUGGUCAGCAGCAAGGGUCCUACGACCAACAGUCGGGUUACAGCCAGCAGCAAAAGCCGCUUGACCAGCAAUCCAGCUAUGGCCAGCAGGGACAGCAGCAGAGCUCAUAUGACCAGCAGUCAGGCUACAGCCAAAACCGAGACUCCUGUGACCAGCAGCAGCAGGGCUAUGGCCAGCAGCCAGGCUCUUAUGGCCAGAAGUCAAGCUAUGGCCAGCAACAAGGAUCAUAUGGUCAGAACCAGCCAUCCUACCAGAUGCAGCAGAAGGAAAGUUACGGACAGAACAUGCAGGAUGAUCGCCGUGAAAAGAGCAGGUAUGGAGAAGACAACAGAGGUCAUGGUGGGCCACGAGGAGGUGGAAGCAGGUUCGAUUCUGACAGCAGAGGUCCAAUGUCUGGGAUGAGUGGUGGUGACCGAGGGGGCUCCAAAAAUUUUGGUGGUCAAAGGGAUUAUGGUCCAAAGUCAGAUGCUGAUUCGGAAUCUGAUAACUCUGACAACAACACCAUCUUUGUACAAGGACUCGGAGAUGACGUUUCAACGGAACAAGUGGCUGAGUAUUUCAAGCAAAUAGGUGUUAUAAAGACUAAUAAAAAGACAGGCAAGCUUAUGAUAAACCUCUACACAGACAAAGAUACUGGCAAGCCAAAGGGGGAAGCAACAGUGUCUUUUGACGAUCCUCCUUCUGCUAAAGCAGCAAUUGACUGGUUUGAUGGAAAAGAGUUCAAUGGCAGUGUUAUCAGAGUUUCUUUUGCAACAAGACGGCCUGAAUUCAUGCGAGGAGGUGGAGGAGGAGGAGGCGGUGGACGCCGAGGUUCGCGAGGAGGGGGAUUUGGCAGAGGCGGGGGCUUCCAAGGCCGAGGCGGGGAACCCAAGAGCGGAGACUGGGUUUGCCCGAAUCCGUAAGGUUGCGGUAACAUGAAUUGCCGCCGGAAUUCCUGCAAUCAGUGUAACGAGCCUAGGCCAGAAGACUCUCGUCCCUCAGGAGGAGACUUCCGUGGCAGAGGCGGCUUCGGAGGCGACAGGGGGUUCCGAGGGCGCGGUGGCCGGGGCGGCUUUGGUGGCAAAAUGGGAGGAAGGAACGAUUUCAGAAGCGAUCAGCGUAACAGACCCUACUAGAAACGGCCAUGAAUGUCCCCUUCAUCUCUCAAAUGGCUUUUUUUUUUUUUGUUGGUGAAAUUUGCCAGGUUUCUCCUGCUGCUUUAUACCCUAUGGCCUCUUCUGGAUAGUGGAAUGAAAAAUGUGAAAAUGGCCUUUUAUUUUAAUGGGAGGGACGGGGUCGGAGGCUUUUUUCACUUUUCUUUUUUUAAAAAAACAAAAACAAAACACAAGUCCAUUGAAAUUUCAUCUUUAAUUUCCAACAUUCUCCUCUCCAGUACACAAUGCUCCAAUACCCCACUUCACCCCCCUGCCCACCUUAAUUCUUCCACAGCCUCAAAGAUGGAAUUAAAUUGUAAAAUAUUUGCCAAAAAUCUGAUGUGUUUUAUAAUACAAUAAAAGCUGUUUAUUUGUGA
This is a messenger RNA of Heteronotia binoei (common prickly gecko), 1859 nucleotides long. It is a transcript of the gene TAF15, whose product is annotated as TATA-box binding protein associated factor 15. Lineage: Eukaryota; Metazoa; Chordata; Lepidosauria; Squamata; Gekkonidae. The record is from RefSeq and is a predicted model, not a curated record. Gene Ontology annotation, cellular component: nucleus. Gene Ontology annotation, molecular function: transcription coregulator activity; RNA binding. Gene Ontology annotation, biological process: regulation of DNA-templated transcription.